Hypoxylon fragiforme is the source of this 874-nucleotide messenger RNA. RefSeq lists its product as uncharacterized. The transcript has 2 exons. NCBI's taxonomy places the organism in Eukaryota, Fungi, Ascomycota, Sordariomycetes, Xylariales, Hypoxylaceae. The record is from RefSeq and is a predicted model, not a curated record. Bases 612 to 866 code for a protein of 84 amino acids.
UAUGCGAUGCGUCAAGAAUGGCCAAUAUAUCAUUCAUUCCCAGUCUGUAGAGGGAGCUGUACAGAGGCACAUCGGUCCAAUGUGAAAUAUAUCCAUAGAUACAUAUGUGACCUACCUAUCUACCCUCUGCUACCUACAUAAUACCAUAGUAGCAUGCCAUUUAGAGUGGGGAUGAAGCGGAUCGCGUCAUGAAAUGAUGAUGCUGUAAGGAUCCAGCAAACCGAUAAAUAGGUUAGUAGGUGCCUACUUGGCAUGGGAACUCUCCCAACGAUAUCACUCAAUAUGUAUGUAGAUCUGCGAUCGCUGGGUCCUACGUGCAUACAUACUUACAUAUGUAGGGACAUAGUGAUCUGGGUCUUUCAAAAAGGGCAGUCCAGCAUAUUUACUAGCAGCAAAUCUGGCAGAUACAUAUUAAUAUGAGAUCGGAACCAAGAUAUAGCAGCAAUUGAAGGUCACGACAUAACGUAACUAACGGCUUGGCGCAUAAGAAUGAUCCGCGAGGUUGUGUCGCUGCGUUGCUUCAAGUUCGAACGAACCGAUUAUGCCGGGUUUUGCAAGGCUCUCCUCUAUAUGUACAAAGUCAUCGUCCGGGUUCAUUCGAUCGAUUACACAUGACAAGCCUGUUGCCGAUGCUGAUGUUGAUGUUGGUGCUGGUGCUGGUGGGUGCUGUUGGAGGAGGAGGGGAGAGCUGUCUCGGAAGCCGGAAAUGGGGACGAUCUAGUCGCCCCACCACACACCGUUACAUGCCGUUGUCGUAUUACGCGGGGGGUGGAUAUUAUUUCAUUUAUAAUCGUCUUGUAUUUCCAGAGGAUUAUUGCCAACGCAACCGGGGAAAACUGGCGAGUGAAUGCAAGAGCCUUCUUUGAAAAGACCA